UCGCCGAAACAAGUGCGGUAUAUUCCGUUUCGUUGUUCCAUUUUUGUUACUCUGCAUUUUAACUAGUUUAUUAUUUGCAAAGUCGGCUCAAAGUUGCUCCAAGAAUGUCGUCAACAACCGAAGAAACCAAUCACAAGACCGCAGCACCCGCGGCAACAGCAGCGGUAGGAGAAAAUGCACCGGAAAAUCCACUGCAAGCAAAAGCAGACGAACUCGGUGUUCUCGGCAAUGAGUUUUUCAAAGAACAAAACUAUGAGCGAGCAAUUGCUCUGUACACUGAAGCCAUUGAAACUUGCCCAAACGAACGCUUCUACGCAAAUCGAAGUUUUGCUCACUUCCGGACGGAAUCGUACGGCUAUGCGCUAUCCGAUGCGGAUAAGGCCAUCGGAUUGAAGAAUAGCUACACCAAAGCGUAUUACCGGCGAGCGGCUGCACUGAUGGCCCUCGGGCGGUUCAAGAAAGCGCUGGCAGAUUUGGAAUUCGUAGCCAAACGGUGCCCGAGUUCAAAGGAUGCGCAGGACAAGUACACGGAGUGUAAAAAAAUGGUCAACAAGAUAGCGUUCGAAAAGGCCAUCUCUGUGCAGCACCAGGAGAAGAGUGUGGCAAAGAUGUGCAGGGACUUGGAAUUUGUCUCCAUAGAAAACGACUACAAUGGUCCGAAGUUGGAAAACGGCAAAGUGACCUUGGAGUUUAUGAAAAGUUUACUAGAGUGGUACAAGAAUCAAAACAAACUGCACAAGAACUUUGCAUAUAGGAUCCUUUGUGAUAUGGAAGCAUUGCUAAAGACGCAGCCAUCGCUGGUGGAAAUUACGGUGCCGGAUGAUGCAAAGUUCACCGUGUGCGGUGACAUCCACGGUCAAUUCUACGAUUUGCUCAAUAUAUUCGAAAUCAACGGACUGCCUUCGACCACCAAUCCCUACCUGUUCAACGGAGAUUUCGUAGACCGGGGCUCGUUCUCAGUGGAGUGCAUUUUUACCCUGUUCGGUUUCAAGCUACUUUAUCCGAACCACUUCUUCCUGUCACGCGGCAACCAUGAAAGCUUCAACAUGAACCAACUGUACGGCUUUACCGGCGAGGUGGUGUCCAAGUACUCGCAAAACAUGGCCGACAUGUUUACGCUCGUGUACAAUUGGCUGCCGCUGUGCCAUCUGAUCAACAAGAAAGUCCUGGUUAUGCACGGUGGGCUGUUCUCGAAGGAUAAAGUGUCACUGGACGAUCUUCGGGCAAUCGAUCGAAACUGCCAGCCGCCGGAGGAGGGCCUGAUGUGCGAACUGCUGUGGUCCGAUCCGCAGCCGCAACCGGGCCGUGUACCGUCCAAACGUGGCGUUGGAAUUCACUUCGGGCCGGAUGUGACAGAUGAGUUCUUGAAGUUCAACAAUUUGGACUAUAUCAUUCGCAGCCACGAGGUAAAAGCGGAAGGCUAUGAGGUUGAUCAUGAUGGAAAGUGUAUUACCGUCUUCUCGGCACCCAACUACUGCGACCAAAUGAAAAAUCUGGGUGCCUUCAUCACACUGAAGGGUAAUGAUUUGAAACCAAAAUUCACUACUUACAAGGAAGUGCCACAUCCAUCGGUGCGCCCGAUGGCAUACGCUAGUCCGCUGUCCCUGAUGGCAUAAGACAGCGAUUGGUAGUUUUAGCGGUCCGGGCAUUGAAUGUAUUUCCCUUUUAACCUUCGCCUAUAUUACCCAUCAGUUUACUUUACGGCGUGCUUAUAUUGCAUUAUAGGAAUGGAGCUACGGACGUGAGUGAACCGGUGGCGAUAUUUUAUGUUAUUCUUUCGGUUAAUGUUUUGUUGGUUUAGCAAGCGAAUCCUCAAGAUUCCUCGUCCAGCAAAAGAUGAACAGAUUGGCUUCUGAAAAGUACAACCAUCGUUUUGUUCAACAAGAUUCAACACAAAGAACAAAACGCAAAACGUCGUUGUCCAGUUUCCUUAAAACUUGAAUUCGAUCAGCUGACAGCAGUAACAACUAAAAACAAGAGCAAAGAAUUAUUGAGAAAACUCGCUAAAGAAUUGUAGGGAAGAUGAUUGCGGGAACUAUAGUGUGUAGAAAAAUAAAGCAUAUUUAGAUUCAAUGAUCUGUUUAGCGGUAUAUGUUUGUCUUGAA
Molecule: messenger RNA, 2105 nt
Organism: Anopheles coustani
Lineage: Eukaryota; Metazoa; Arthropoda; Insecta; Diptera; Culicidae
Gene: PpD3
Product: serine/threonine-protein phosphatase 5
Exons: 6
Coding region: 105-1616 (503 amino acids)
Cellular component (GO): cytosol; nucleus
Molecular function (GO): protein serine/threonine phosphatase activity; protein binding
Source: RefSeq, a predicted model, not a curated record